This is a messenger RNA of Monomorium pharaonis (pharaoh ant), 3998 nucleotides long. RefSeq names its product focadhesin. Gene Ontology annotation, biological process: regulation of post-transcriptional gene silencing. The coding region runs from base 255 to 3788 and encodes 1177 amino acids. The record is from RefSeq and is a predicted model, not a curated record. The transcript is spliced from 10 exons. NCBI's taxonomy places the organism in Eukaryota, Metazoa, Arthropoda, Insecta, Hymenoptera, Formicidae.
AAAUUUUAUUAAAUCUUGCCUGGUGAUUUGAUUUUAAGGUUAGAGUCCGAUGAUUUCGUUUGUGGAAACACCGAUAGUUUUUAUAUACAACUAGAAUGGGAGAUGCUUGUUUUUUUAUCCGUUAAUAUCUUAUUAUCUUUUGUAAUUUUCUCUAUCCAGUAAUAAAGUAAAUUGCGUUUUUAAUUUCAUCUUUUUAGUACCUGAAAAACAAAGGAAAUAAAUAGUUUGAAAAAAUAAUUCUAUAUACACGAAACAUGGACGAGGUCGAUUAUAAAUUGAGAUCGCAGAAUCCUACUUUAAUAUCACAUGCAAUAUCCAAGCUGAUUGAGACUAUCAGGAAAAAGUUGGAAGAAGAAAAUGAUAUUUCAAAGAUAUUGGAGUUCAAAUUACUAUUAUCCAAGUGCAACAGUGAUGACUUUAUAGUUAGCACGUCUGCAUGCCAAGCAUUGGUUGUGCUUAGUGAGACUGGAUUGUGGGACGUUAAGUCUGCACUAGCAGCAUUUAUGGGUUGCUUAUCUUCUUCAAAGAAUUAUCAGGCAAUCACUGUGGCAGUAAGUCAAUUGCUAAUAUUAGAUUGGAGAUCACAUAAUAAAUGCAAUGAAUAUACUCUUGAAGUUCCUACUCAGCAUCCAUUUAUUGCGAUCCUUACUCAAGAAAAACUUAGUUGGAGAUCUAUACUGAAUCAAAUAAAGAUUAUUAUGCACCAUCAUGAUCAACAUAUUAUGGAGCAAAGCGUGGAAUUAUUACGGCCUGUAUUCAUACACAUAUUGUGCAAUCCUUCUAUGGAUUUGUGUGAGAGUUGCAAACGAGAGACGUGGCAACUUAUAAUCAAGUCUAGCAACACUAUGGAUUUACGAAUGGAGAUUCUACUCUGGUUAUGUACCAAUCGAGCAGAUACUUGCGCCGAUGCAAAUUGCCGACUUCUCGAGCUUGUAGAUUUGGCGUUGCUGAAAAAAGAUAAGGAGUUUUGUUCGGCAUUAGUACUUCUAAUCGCGUCUGUGACAAUACAGCUUUUGGAAUACGGUCAUGAACCAAUGCAAAAUUUUUGCACAAUUCUGGAUCUCUUUGAGUAUUGUUACAAUUACAUAGGAGAUAUCAUGAUAGCUUUAAUGGCGGAAAUAAUUCUGAUAUGUCCUGCAGUUUAUUUACUCAAUGCCAUCCAAAUAUGUACAAUUAUCGUGGACAAAAUGUCUUGUCAUCUUACUUUAUUAAACACCUUAGCUGCGGCCUUGUUAAAAUGGUUGGCCUAUCCAUCGUUAUUAUGUUCCGACGCGUUGGCGAUGGCGAAAGAAUUAUUAAUCAAGAUAAUGUUGCAAAAGAAAACGGACAGCGGUAACGGUACUGUUUCAAACAAGAUGCUGCUCGUAUUUAGCUAUAGCAAUAGAUAUAUCCAAUUCUACAUGGAACUUAUUCGUAGUCUGUAUUCUAUGAGAAAUGAGACUCUAUCGUGGUUAGAGAAUCUAUCGCUUGUACCGAUCGAUUUGAGAUAUAUGUGCAAGCUGGUUCUGUGCGGGAUCUUCCUGCGUAGCGACGAACCGCUUGUCGUACAGAAAGUCUGCCACAUUCUCGUGCAAAUAGCGAGAGAGAUUAACUCUUUCGCGUCGCAUGUGAUGUCCCUACUACUGCAUAAAUUGACCAAGACUCGUGACAACGCCACGUUGAAAUAUCUGUUGCUGACUGUCCCGGAGUUCGCCAUGACCAAGGAUAAUUUGCCGAUUGUCAUUCACACGUUAGACACGCUACUAAACAGCGGCAGACCAUUGAAAUAUUUUGCGAUUCAACUUUACACAAAAGCGUUGAAGAGAGAGGCGCGUUGUUACCGUUUCAUAUCCACCGCUCUGAUGGACAGUAUGGAGAAGGAUCAUAGCUGGCAUUCAGACGUGACGUGUGCCCAAGCGAUAAAAUAUAUUUGCGACAACCGGCCCGAGCACGGCGAGGAACUCGUACCGCUGCUGUCACAAAUCCUGAAUCGGUGUGUCGACCAAAACGGCGGUGCGGCCAGUGCACUUGCGAUCGAUGGCAUCUCGGCUCUGUGCAAGUUUGCAGUGAUAGGUGUUUAUUCUACAUGGCAAGUGUUAGCGCCGAAAAUGCGCAAAGAGAAGCGUACAGUAGUAUUGGAAAGUUUGUGCGAGUUUUUCGCAAACGUUCCCUCGUACCCAUAUCGCUCAAGCGAAGAUUACGAUAAUUUCAUUGUUGAAAUUGUGACGCUUCUCUGGAGCUACACGAUUUGCGACGAUACGAAGGUCGCGAGAGCGGCGUUCAAUGCGUUAAGGUCUUAUCAAGUGGAACUAAUUCCUUUAAGUGCUUUGCCUCCGGUUUUCCUAUCGGACAUCAAAAAGACGAAUAACGAAGGUACAAAGUCCGAGGGCAUACUACAAUACAUUCCGGGCAUCUGUUGGAUCCAAAUGUUGAAGAAUGUGAAUAAAAACGUCCUAUCGGCGGCCGGAGAUCUUCUGAUUUUCUACAUUAAGAACGAAUUGAAUAGCUUUAGACAGCGAAUAUAUAUUUGGCCACAAGGAGAACCGCAAAACUUUAAGUACCUGCCGGAGAGAAGUGUGAUAAGGGCUGUCGGUGAGUAUCUGAGACGAGGCGACUCGACUAAUCAGAUAGUUAUGGUGGAAUGUCUGCGCAUAUUCGCUUAUAAGCACGAGAAACCGCUACCGAACAUAAACUGGGACUUCUUGAAGGAAACUAUGAAGAUAUCAGAAGAGGCUAAGGAAUACAGUUUGUCCAUCACGAGUCGUCAUUGUCAGAUCUCGCUGUCGGCAAAAUUGCUGACGGAAAAUUUCCUGUUUAAGUAUAGCUGUGUAUCGGAAGCCGGUCGAUUGUUGCUAGACGAAAAACAGUUGGUGUUUUAUUCGAAUUUGGAGGAAUUGUGUCAAGCUAUUCCGCCGAAUAAAUUAAAAGAAUUUCUCGAAACUUCACUCUGUUAUGCCAUUGACAGUAUCUUAAUGAAAAACGGGAAGUCCGUUCAUCUGUUCAAUCACAUUAUGUCCUCUUAUGUCACCGCUUUGAAAAACAACUCGAUACAAAUAGGAAAUCGCACGCUGUUAACCACCAUAUUGGAAGAAAUAUCGGAAAAAAUUGAUGUAACGUCCAAACAUUUCGACAAGUAUUUUGCGGCUGUGAUGGAAUUGCUGGCCAAGGAUGUCGAAAGAAUGACAACGCCUAGCACCUGGUGGGUAGUAACACCGGAAAAACUGAAGACCGCUAUCGCUGUUAGAGCUCGGACAAUUUUCAGGGGAGAUAUCAACACGUCAUUCACUUGGUUAAAAGAACUUGUCAAUGUGACUGAGUCUAAUCCCGAGAUGCAAAAAUAUUUGUUGCAAAAUAUACAAAAAGUACAGGCUGAAUUAAGAUCGGAAAAAUCUUGCGAUUUCGAAAUACAAAAAGAUUGGAUUUUAGAUUUUAUAAGAAAUAUCGAUGCGAUUAUGGUAGAGCCAUCAGACGAAAAAAACAAUAUAACUCUUUACUGUGAUAUUUUAUUCCUCCUGGUUAUCUGUCUGUCCGGUAUGGAAUGCCUCCUGUCGGAAAAAGAAUUACUAAUUACUUCGCGAGACAUUAGAAUAAGAUUGUUUCCACAGGCGAUCUCUAUGCUUAUUGAUCGUCAAAAUUGGAAAUCCAUAACACGUCAGAUUAUGAAAUGGCUGAAUCACAUGAGGAGUAGUUCCGUACCUGAUGUAUAUAGACUUGCAUUUCAAAGCGCAUUAAUCUUAUUAAGGCAUGAAGAAGACUAUAAUUCAGAAUGGAGAAAUUACCUGUCAGUCAAAACUCGUGUUCAAGUAUAAAUAAAGAGAAAUAUACGUAUAUCUAUAUAAGAAAAAACUUUUUUAUAUAAAAAAGAGGAAGUUUUCGUGUUGAACCGAUUUACUUAUUUGUAUUACUCAGCCUUGAAUUUCAUUAACGAUAUUAAAUCUUAUAGUAAUGAACAUCUGUAAAUACACUUGAUAUCCUACUUUAAUGUCUAAAUCUUAUUACUAAUAAAAUAAUUUCUCGAU